UUGCUUUCAAAUUGAAACUUCAAAAUUAAUUAAGCCGUCUAGAAAUUGGUCAAAUUAAAACAACCUUUUGAUAAAUAUUUGGAAUAUAAUUGUGAAAAACUACAACAAUGUCUAAUUAUAGCAUUAUGAGUGUGAAAGAUAUGAUCGAAAUGGCUUUCGGAGAUCCACGGAUUGACGUCGUUAAUUUUAAACUACUCCAGACGAUUUUAUACCUACUCGCACGUCAGUUACGUUUAUUAGGUCGUCGUGUUGAAGUGAACGUCGAACAUCCUUUUAUGUCACCGCCGCGAAGCACUAUAAUUGUAACUGAACUUAAAAUGCAAGCUGCGGGCCCCAAGAAGCCGAAACGAGCAAAGUUAUCAGAAACUGAUUCAACAGAUAUAACCGGUGAAAAAACUCCUCAAAAGAAAACUUCAAAGUCUAUAGGAGGUGGCCAAGAGUCUACAAAAGGUGAUUCCAAAAAAACAAUAACUGAAGCAACAAAAAGAGUUACUGAUCCCAGACAAGAUGGGGUCGAACAGAAAAGAGGGGUUCCUGAUCCCAGACAAGGUGGCACUGAAACAAGAUCAAGAGAAACUGAUGCAAAAAAAACUUUGGUUGAUCAAAGAAGAGCAGUUUCUGUCGCAAGAUACGAUGGUAAAUCACAGGAUGACCAGAGCAUAUUGGGUACAAUUGAGGAGAAAAGGGAACGUGUGCUACGUGUUAUUCGUCAGAGAGCAGAUUCACGGGAGGAAGCUGAAAAAUCUCCAACUCCAAUGGCGUCGCUUGAUUCCAUAGAGAUGCAGUAUGAAAAGCUGCUAGUCGUGGAACGAACCUCUUCAGAAGAAACCAGAAUCGGCGUUGAAGAUCCUCGCUCUACACUGAAAACACGGAGGCUAUCUGUGGUAACACAAGAUCAGUUUCAAGCAUUAGUUGAGAAGGUUCGAGAACUCCAGAGCCAGUUCGGCGGAGUUCCUUCAGCCAAAUUUCCAGACAACAUUGAACUAAUGCAGCAACUAAGAAGAGGAGCCUCGCUAACUGACGCUAUGGCCGCCUUACAAUUGUCAGCUCGUCUCGAAGCGGCUGAAAAAACAUUAGGUCAAAUGUUAUCACUUCUUACUACUAUAGCUGGUGGUACUCCCGGAAUAGACGCAGCAACAACUGAGGCUUUAAAGAGGGCAACUCUCAAGGCACGGGAAACAGCUUACGGUGACAAACAAUUGACAGAGCAAUUCCGUGCAAAGGAUCGCGAUAAGUCACCAACUCUGAAACCAGCUGCAGUACAUCCAACCGCACUAAAAACAAUCUCAGAAGAAACCAAACAACCAUCAACUUAUACAUACACUCAAAGUGCAGCUGGCCGACCAGAAAGUGUAUUAGAAGAGCCUGUUAUAAAAUUUAGUGAUCUAAACCAUGCAUUAGAAAAAAUACAAGGCGAAAUACUUACUGAAGUCAGAACUUUAAAUAAUGCUAAUACUGAAAGUGCUGCAAAUGCUUUGAGGUUUACAAGGAAAUUAGAUUCGAAAAUUGAGGCGCUGACACAACUAGGACCGAAGAUGAAUGAUUUAGAAAAGCUUGUAACAAAUUAUGCUGAACAAAUUAACGCUUUGGACACUGGCUUAAGUGCACAGAUGACUGACUACCAUGAAAACUUGAAUCAAAUGCAACACGACUUGGAGAUUGCUUUGGAGACAAUGGCCGAGGCACUUGCUAACACCGGCUCUGAUACUGAAAUUGUAGCCGAAUUAAACACUAAACUCGGAUUUGUUCAAGAAGAUAUUGAUAGAGCAGCGAUAAAACAAAAGGAAUUAAUGGAAAUGCAAAACGGUCUACAUAUAGAACUACGAAGUAUAUGGCAAGAAAUAGAAGUUUUGAGGGAGGUAAAACCCGAUAGAGAUGAAGUUGCGGAUGCUCUUCGUGAUAAAGCCGGACUUAAAGCAUUGAACGGUCUUGUGUCACACAACCAUUUCGAUGCCGUACGUGGUGAUUUCCAAAAGAGUGUCGCUGCUGCUUACGACAAAUUUAACAAUCAAGAAAUAGUCUGGCAGAAAGCUAUUGACGACAUUUUUAGGGAACUGAGCGAAAAAGCUGACUACGUUCAACUGCAUAGCUUGUCUAAUGAUAUCGAUAAUAAAUUCAAAAUGCUAAACAGCAGAGCUCAAUUUAUCAUGGACAUUCUCGGAGAACCAGUCGCUGCAGCUACUACCAAAAAGCUUUUCCGUGAUUCCGCUUGUCUGUCUUGUUCCACGCCUGCACAUAUGGAGCCGAUGGAAUCCGAGACUAUCCCGAAACUUCCAGAAUUUCCAAAGUCAGCACAGAAAGGUGUCGACACAGAACGUACUUCGAAACCCGCACAAGACAACGUAUGCAUACCGGGUAGGCCUGUACCUCAUGCAAUAGACCCAAGAUCUGAAUUCUGCAAACGUUAUUGUGGUGGAGGUGCUGUAGGACGUCCAAUAAAGAAAAAUGAGGCAAUAAGAUACGUCUCUUCAACUCUUAAAACAACUUCCAUAGGAACCGAUGGGAAAACUUACAUGACAGAAGAACCUUGUCAACCGUGUGUACCAUGUAAUCAACCACGUUCCGAAACCAUUCAGCCCUUAGAAACUGAUAAAGCUCCAAAAUUAAAAGAGGAACUAGUAUCUGAUGUAACGGCACCGUCAGAUUUUUUCAUGCAGGAAGUAUCUGGUUUGGAACAAAAGACUGAGACGAGGAAUGGCGUUUCUGUUACACCAACACUCCCUUUAGAUGACGACUAAAACUGUAAUUGACUUUUACAUACAAAUGUUCUUACAAUAAAGGUUUUAUUUAUUUUUUA
Molecule: messenger RNA, 2797 nt
Organism: Papilio polytes (common Mormon)
Lineage: Eukaryota; Metazoa; Arthropoda; Insecta; Lepidoptera; Papilionidae
Product: golgin subfamily B member 1-like
Exons: 17
Coding region: 108-2738 (876 amino acids)
Source: RefSeq, a predicted model, not a curated record